Messenger RNA from Plenodomus lingam JN3, 2166 nucleotides. It is a transcript of the gene COG6, whose product is annotated as Golgi transport complex subunit 6. NCBI's taxonomy places the organism in Eukaryota, Fungi, Ascomycota, Dothideomycetes, Pleosporales, Leptosphaeriaceae. Gene Ontology annotation, biological process: intra-Golgi vesicle-mediated transport. Gene Ontology annotation, cellular component: COG complex. The record is from RefSeq and is a predicted model, not a curated record.
AUGAAUGAGCAUGAUGAGCACACCUUUCAAGAAUUCAUUAGCCUGCAAAGUCACGACACCACCGCCUCCUUGUUCAUGACGACCAACUAUUUCCAGGAGCGGAUAACGCCUGCCUCUCACAAUGGCUUGUCACCAGCUACGCCUUCAACGGGCAAUGCAACUCGCGGUGCCAAUGCUCUGUCCAGUCGCAUCACCAGCGUGCUCUCUGCUUCAUACGCCGACUUAGAAAUUCGAGAUGCUUUCGAAACCCUCGAUGCUCGUGGUGUACAGAAUACAGCAGAGACUCGGCGGCAGAUUCGCUUGGACGUGCAAAAAGAAGUCAUUCAAUGUAAUGGGGAGAUUGUCAAGGACUUUGGUCAGGUCGCCGAGCAACUCAAACGAAUUGGAAGCGCCAUUACCAGCCUGAACAGCUACUGCUCCGACAUGCGAAGCCACAUCGCUGCUGCAAAUCGAGAAACUGGGCCUGUACUGGAAGAAGCCACGAGCCUCAUGAACCAAAGGAAACAAGUCGAGUCAAAACAGCAGAUCCUCCACGCAUUCACCUCUCAUUUCCUGAUAUCAGAUGAGGAGUCUACCAUCCUAACUUCCACGGCUGAGCCUGUCAACGAAGAGUUCUUCCAGGCCCUCACGCGGGUCAAAAAGAUCCAUCACGAUUGUCAGGUACUCUUGGGGACGGAAAACCAGCAGCUGGGACUGGAAGUCCUAGAGCAGAGCUCAAAGCAACUCAAUGGAGCAUACCAGAAACUUUACCGCUGGAUUCAGCGCGAAUUCAAAACGCUAGACUUGGAGAACCCACAGAUCAGUGCUUCUGUACGACGGUCUCUACGUGUGCUCGCCGAACGGCCGACUUUAUUUCAAAGCUGCCUUGAUUACUUUGCUGAAGCUCGAGAGUCAAUCCUGUCCGACGCGUUUCAUGCUGCACUUACAGGAUCGACUUUAGAAGAACAUAUUGCUACUAAGCCUAUCGAGUUCCACGCACAUGACCCACUACGCUACGUUGGUGAUAUGUUGGCUUGGGCUCACUCCACUACCGUUUCUGAGAGAGAGGCGCUCGAAAACCUGUUCAUCUCCGACGGCGAUGAAAUUCAACGGUCUAUUCAGGCCGGCUUGGAGAGCGAGCCGUGGUUACGUGCAGAAGGAGAGGUGGAGGUAUUCGAUGGUAGAAGAGCCUUGAACCAGCUUGUCAGUCGAGAUUUGAUCAGCGUCGUGCGCCUGCUACGACAGCGUACUGAGCAGGUGAUUCAAAAUCACGAGGAUGCGACACUUGCGUAUAAGAUUGCCAACCUUGUUGGAUUCUAUAAAGGCACAUUUACUAAAUUGCUUGGAGCCGACUCUGAGGUUCUGGAUGUGUUUGACACGCUCGAAGCUUCUGCAAUGCGACAAUUCCGCGCCAACAUGAGAGACUAUGUUGUCAAUGUGCAAAGCGAUCUUGCCGUAGCCCCUGCCGAUCUCUCACCCCCCGAUUUCCUCGAAGAGGCGUUGCAGACGCUCAAGGUUCUGGCCAAGAGCUACGACACCUCUGUCGCAGCCAGCGAUGACAAUGGUGAAGGAUUCCACACCGUCCUCGCAGAAGCGCUAGACCCAUUUUUAAGCGGCUGUGAGAACCUGCAGAAAGGCAUGGAACAACCCGACAGUGCCAUCUUCGCCAUAAACUGCCUCUAUGCCGCCAAAGAAACACUAUCAUUGUACUCCUUCACCAAAUCACGAAUCACCGCCAUGGACGAAAACAUCGCAGCGCAAGUCGCUGCCCUCACCGAUUACCAGCAUCAAUUCUUGCUCCACGAGUCUGGUCUCAAUUUGCUCUUGGAUGCCCUUGACACCAUCUCGGAGUCGGAAGACGGCAUCCAAUCCAUCUCCGAGCUCGAACCUUUUCAACCAGAUGCCCUUGUUGCAGCUAGCCAGCAGCUAGACGAGUUCCUUCCUUCUGCUCUAAUCGAUGCAUCGGAAAAUCUCAAGAGGUUGCAGAAUAAGAAGCUGAUUCAGGAUAUCACCGAGGAGGCGGCGGAUAGAUUCUGCAAGAACUUUGAGCUCGUCGAGGCGAAGAUGACGGCCGCGGACGAUUUACUACGUGGUGAUGAGGACGAGAAUGAGGAGGGAGAGCAGAAACCUGGGUUGAGAGAUAUGUUCCCGAGGACGAGCGGGGAGAUUAGAGUCUUGUUGAGUUGA